AUGCCAUUGAUCAUGGAGGACGGGAUCAAUGUGGACGACCUUUUCGGUGAAUCGACUUCGCUCGAGCUGGGCUUACCUACGGGCACUUCAACUGCCUCGACAAAAGGCCUAGCCCAACGUCUGGAUGAGAUGAGGUUGACGGGAUGUUGCCAAAAAAUUGCAUGGUCACGACUCGGGUGCAUUGCGGCCAUUUCGCAAGAUUCCACCAGAGUGAGCGUCCGCAAUCUUCAGUGCCAGCAGUCAGAUGGCAAAUGGGUGCUGAGCGAUGAGACGCCCCUGGCUCAGGUAACAGAGGCCCAUGCUGGUCACGCCCUGGUCCAUCUAUGCUGGAACGAAUCUGGUUCAGAGCUCGCUGUGGCUGAUUCGUCCGGUCGAGUAUCUGUCUACUCCAUUCCGAUUGCCCUGAACAGCGUGAACGGAUCGCGCCAAGCGGCCUUUGACGCUGAUGAUGAUGCAUCCCAAAUUGUUGGGAUGAUGUGGCUGAGCCAACAUCGCUCGGUGCAUUCUUUCUACCAGGCAGCCAAGGUGCAAGGCCGUUGGGCAUACUCACCAUUUAGACGGCGUCCGACUGGCACGUAUCAUCCUGCUCACAAAGGAGCGCUGCUCUGCGUCACAAGGUCUGGAGUCAUGAAGCUCCUCUAUCAAAAUCCAGACAACCGAUGGGCCGAGAUAACGGCGGAAUUGAAAAACACAAGCUAUUCGGAUAGGCUUCUUACCCAUGCAGCCUUGGUGACAACACAAACAGGAAUUCUAAUCGCUACCCAUUCAGCUUGUCAGAAAAUUUCUCUCUACCGAGUGAGCAUUCAGUGGAACCCUCCCCAGUGGGAGCCCACGCAGCAGAAGCAAGGCGCCCAACAAUUUCCUGCUCCAAGCUUCCGCCUUGUUCACUUGAAAGUCGAAGUACCCUAUAAUAUCCCCAGCAACCAUGGCGCAACCGGAACUAUCGACGAUCAACUUCCCUCCACCAGCUCUCUUUACUGCCUUACCUCGUUGCAAAUAAUACUUCCUGCAUCCGACAACUCGGCUGGGUCUACGCCACAUCCCUGGAUUGUAGCUGCCUUCACAACUCCUCCUCACAAUAUCAUUCCUCAUCAGCAGCCACAAGUACCAGCUAGCAUCAUUAUUCGGUGGCAGUAUGAGACCGGCCAUCCGACUCUACACCCAAAAUUCGACGACGUGACCUCUAAGAAGGGCAACGGACAGGUCAAGGCGAAAACUGUACUGCGGCGCCUCGACGAUGUCACCUCAGAUCGGCAUGUCAUUUCAGUCGAUCAGACGGAAUAUGGCAACGUCUUAGCUGUAUCGUUUGACGAUAGUUCGAUUUCAUUCUAUGACCCGAAGACUAUGGCCGCAUUUGAUGGCGUCGACGAUACAAACAACGUAACUAGCCUUGCUCAGGCAGGGUUUCACUACCCGCUUGAGCCUUCAGCGUUACAUAUGAGUUUCUCACCCAGCGCCUGCCUGGCCGUUGGCUUGGACAUCGACGGAAAUAUACACCUGAGGAUCAUGGAGCACUCCUACGGAGCAGAGAAUGACCAAUAUGAUGAGAAUAAAUUCUCCGCAGCCAUUGCUGCACUUACACUAGCCUUCUGCCGGGGGUGCGGUGGUGAAGUCAAUACAGACGAUAUCUUGUUAAUAUUAAUACGCCAAUUAUCUCCAGAUGCUCAAACCGCCUUCCUCAACGAGGUUUAUCGCGCACUAUCCAUCAACUGCAACUUCACGACCGAGCAGGAUAAAUUGAUCAAUCACCCAUAUAUCCCUCGUGCUCUUAGCAUACAGGCCGCUUUAGGCUUUAAGAAUAGUCACAAAGCGCGCAACAUUGUCUCUAAUGUUCCAUGGGCAAUUAUCCAGCUUCGCCAGGCCGCUAUGAUAUAUCCAUCCUUCUUCCAAUACAACAAAGCAGCUCAAGGACCGGAACCACACGAUCCAGACGUCCUCCGCAUGGUCCUUGGAAACACCAAAUGGGCGCUUGACUUCUCUUUAUACAUUUUAAACGAGUUAUUCGACCUCGCAGAUGACUGUGAAAGCGUCUCAUCUGACCAAGAAGCCUUCAACCAGAAACGUCCGCAACCCCAGACUCCUCUGAACCAUAUGCAUGACUCUAAUACAAAGCCAGUCAAAACUACCGCCUCCCUACCACUCAUAAUUGUCCUAUCUAGCAUGUCCCGCGCCUUCCUUCGUCUGAUCUGCCGUGGCCUGCGUGGCAUCCACGCCGGCUACGCAAACGCCCCUCUCACCGGCGACUCGCGCGUCUAUUACACGGAGAUAUGCCAAGCGCUCGACUCUUCCCCCGUCCGUACAGACGUCUACGAGAAGCUCCUAGCGGGCAUCGACUCCGCCGUGAAACACGCCUACACGAACGCCGGGUUCGGCGAUAAUGAGCGGCCCGGCCCCGAGAAAGAACUCUUAGUCUCCAGCCGCAUCCCGCCCGUCCUCGUUACGGCCGUCAACACGAUCCUCCGCCAGACCGUGCCCGCGAUGCGAGGCGAAAUGGAUCGCAUGGCAAUCUACAUGGGUGAUUACAGCUGGCUUGGAUUUGGGUCGGACAGCCGGACGGAAGCAUAUCGAAGAUUCAGAAAUGUGGAUAUCAUUAAGAAGACGCCCAUCCUUGCGAGACCUGCUGCUGGUGCUCUGGGGAACGGUGAGACGGUCACGGGCCUUGGUGCAGCUGUUAGGAAUGGGGGCAUUGGCGGUAGCCAGGUGAGCAGACGGUGUGUGAGGUGCUGUGAGGUUUCCGAGGCGCAGUAUCCGCCGCGCUCGGUGUUGUCGUUUCGGAUGACGCUGAAGUUGGGCCAUUUGCGGUCUUGUAUUUGCGGGGGGAUGUGGAAUCUUGAGGGCAGUUAA
Messenger RNA from Aspergillus mulundensis, 2844 nucleotides. Its product is annotated as mediator of RNA polymerase II transcription subunit 16. The record is from RefSeq and is a predicted model, not a curated record. The transcript is spliced from 8 exons. Gene Ontology annotation, cellular component: mediator complex. The coding region runs from base 1 to 2844 and encodes 947 amino acids. Gene Ontology annotation, biological process: positive regulation of DNA-templated transcription. NCBI's taxonomy places the organism in Eukaryota, Fungi, Ascomycota, Eurotiomycetes, Eurotiales, Aspergillaceae. Gene Ontology annotation, molecular function: protein binding.